UCAGUUGGUUGUAAAUUAUGCGUUGUGUUUAGGAGCAAACUGCAAAGUCCAUCACGCGUGUACGUAGUCUAAUUAUAUUCCAAACAUUCAGCUCAUUUUGCCAGGGCUGGGUCGACCGUAGCUUCCAUCGACAGAAAAUUAUUUAAUAGGCAGUCUGUAUAAAGAAGCAAACUAUUCCGGAAGACUUGGAUCGAGGUAUUAUUCAAUAGGCAGUCUGGCUGUUUGGUGAACGUAGUAAGGGCACUACUCAAAGCGGAAUCCGUCAUGUUCACAGGAGUGCGAGUUGUACGAGGCCCGGACUGGGAAUGGGGCGACCAGGACGGGGGAAAAGGCUGCGUAGGCACCGUGGUGCCUGCACAAGCUAAGGACAGCGUGACGGGUGUCUUUGUGCGAUGGGAUUCGGGAGUAAUCGCACACUACCGCGCCGGUGGAGCCAGCGGCAAGUACGAUUUGCGGAUUUACGAUAACGCCCAAUUACGAGUCAAGCAUCCGAAUGUCAACUGUGACUGCUGUCCCGAGAAAGGUAUCGUAGGAAUGCGUUGGAAGUGUCUGGGGUGUCAUGACUUCGAUUUGUGUCAUCGCUGCUAUAACGAGGGAAAGCAUGACCCGGGUCAUCGCUUCACGAGGAUCGAAACCAACUCAGUUCCGGGGUUUGAAGUUCCCUGUCGAUCUGGUGCCGUCAAAUGCCGGUCUAUCGGCAUUUGUGUGGGAGCCCGAGUGGUGCGAGGACCCGAUUGGGAAUGGGAAGAUCAAGAUGGUGGGGACGGCAAAGUUGGUACUGUGAGCCAAGUGUGUAGCGCGGAGGGAACUUAUCGUUCCUGGGUCUCCGUUCGGUGGCCCAACGGUUCUGCCAGCCAAUACCGACGGGGCCACAAAGGCAAAGUCGACGUGCAAUACACGGAGAGAGAAACUAUGGGAGAUUUCUACAUUGAGCACCUCCCGAGGCUCGAUGAGACCAAAGCCCACUCUUACCUGGACACCGGAGACAAGGUCCGUUUGCUGGACAUGGACCAUUUGAAGCUCAAGGAACUGCACCUACAGAGGUGUGGCUGGAACGAAGAAAUCACAGAUUUCAUGGGAAAGGUCGGCGAAGUCGUCAUGGUGGACAAAGAUGGCGAUGUCAAGGUCAACUUUGGCGGAUCGUCGUAUUUCAUUCAUCCCCUGUGUCUCGUCAUGGAGAAGAAAGAGGAGGCUAAAAGACCAAUCACAGGUGAAAUGAUGACUACUCUACAACUGAAGGCUCUGCUUGAGAAACUCGGGGACCGGCCUGGCGGUUCCGCGGAUAGCGGCGCUGCCCUUUUCCAGGCGGCAGUUGCCGGCAACACCACUAAAGUGCUGGAGAUUAUCAAUGAUCACCCAGAGGCGGUCAAAUUUCAGAAUAUAGAAAAGCAGACACCGCUUCAGGCAGCCGUCCAUCACGGUCACAUGGAUGCGGUCACAGCUUUGUUGAGAGGCAAAGCACCAUUGGACCAUAAAGAUGUGGACGGAGACACGGCACUUGCCUAUGCAGUGCUCGGUGAUAAGCCAGAGAUUGUCAAAUGUCUUCUGCAAGCUGGAAGCGAUAUAAACGCGGCGAACAACAAGGAUUUCACCCCUCUCCACCAGUCCAUUGUCAAGGGCCAUCAGACAUGUGCAGAUGUGCUGCUCACACACGACCAGCAAAAAUGCGACGUCAACUAUAAAGACAAGGAUAGCAACAGUCCACUACUCCUUGCCAUUACCAAGAACAGGAAGCAGAUCAUCCGUUGGCUGAUAACCAACCCAGAAACUGACCUCCGUCAGAUGAACAAGAAGGGAUUCAACAGUUUGCAUCAUGCCGCACUCUGCGGAAACGCUUUUGCCGUGGUAGGGAUUCUGGAAGCCUUGCCAAACAUGAUCAAUGAUGUCACAGGCGACGGCUUCACGGCACUACACAUCGCAGCCCAGAACGGUCUAUCGGUCAUCACUUUGCUCCUCGUCAAACAGCAUGGCUGCAAUAAGGAACUAAAAACUAACAGUGGACAGACGGCAUUGCACCUGGCCGUUGACAAUGCCCACAAGAAGUGUAUCGAGGCUCUGGUCAACAGCGGUGCCAACGUGAACGCCCAGAAUAGCGAUGGUGAUACAAGUCUCCAUCUUGUCAUGAAAGCCUCCAUCAAAGACAUCAUGCGAGUCACACCACUGGAAAAGUUGUUGGUGCUCGUCCAGCAGCUCGGAGACAAAGGCGUUUCAUCCGCCAAAAAAUACAACCUGGUUGCCAUUACGGUCAACCUUAUUAAACAUGGCGCCGAUAUCUACAUCAAGAAUAAAACAGGCAGCAAUGUUCUGGACGUCUGCCCCAAUCCAGGGGUUGAGAAUUUACUGAAGGAUCUCUACCAAAGAAAAGAGUCAAACGGCCAAUGAAAACAGUCAACGGAUGAGCUGUGAAGUCAACUAAAAGAUGUGUGACGUGCUGCAAAGCUGGAACAAUCCAUGGAACGGUGUGAUUAUUGCAUUAUAAGUCGUUCUUAGUGAUAUACCAAUGAAACUUAACAAAGUAAUGUCUCGACAAGUGACGUCAUGGUGACGUCAUCAAGUGUCACGUCACGUCAUCAUAAAGUUGCCUUUUCAAUAGAGAGCUAAGAGGCCGAUUGGGUUCAGACUUUGCAAGUUCAUAGACAGGGUCGUGCUAUAUGUGGAAAUUUACAUGUCGUCAUGGUUACGUUAUAAUGUGAUUUUAUGUAGAUUUUUUAUUUUUGAAGAUUAUCGCCAUAUCUCACAAAUCAUCACAAAAUGCUAAAUGGGUGGAUGGUUGUCAUAGAUAUAUGCCCAAAAGGUGACAAACGUGUUGAUAACGUCAUCAAAAUGCCGGUUUUCAAAAAGCAUAAGGUAAGGUUCAGUCGUCACAAAACGCGGUGGGAGGUUCCACAAUGUUAACAAUAUCCCGAAUCUGCAAUGAUGUCACGAUGACGUCAUCGGUGGAUGUUUAUUAUGAAUUUAUGUACUGUUACGAUUUUUUCUGCUCAAAAUAACAAUGGUUGUUAACAGAUCGACUCUAAACAUGGCGCAGACAAAGACCACCUAGUAAAUGUGUGUUUUGACACGUGACGUCAUGUUAAAUGGCAGUGCCUUGUACAUUUCCAAUUUCCAAGUUAAAGUGCAUGCUUAAAAUGUUCAAACAACUCCACUAGUAACGAAACUUGCUUUAACAUAAAUGUAAUCACAAGUUUUAAAUUGUGUGAAUUCUUUUUAUUCCAUUUCAUGUGUUUUUCAUAGGGUUCCUGCGAUUAUUUUUUUAGGAACACAUUUUGUUCAACUUUCUACUCCUCUUACAUGUUUAAAAACUAUUUGACCCUUUUAAAUGUAUUAAAAAGAACACUUGUUUAAACAUAUACAAUAAUAUACGAUUUUGGACAACUAAGGGCGAUAUUGCUAGAGGAUGUCAUUUCAGGAAGAUACUGUUCAGAUAAGGGGUUUUCUGGUUAAAUUGUUAACCAAACAUUUGCCCAUUAAAAGAAUUUUGAGAAUGGCUAGCUCCAUGUACUCACACAUCAACGAAUCACCAAAGAAAAGAAAGGUAUGACAGAAAAAUAUCUUUUUCAACUUGUUUUGCUGAAAUAGCUGUAACAUCGAGGUUCUCGCCCGGAAUGACAUCACACUUUUG
Molecule: messenger RNA, 3622 nt
Organism: Patiria miniata (bat star)
Lineage: Eukaryota; Metazoa; Echinodermata; Asteroidea; Valvatida; Asterinidae
Product: E3 ubiquitin-protein ligase MIB1-like
Exons: 15
Coding region: 265-2382 (705 amino acids)
Biological process (GO): protein ubiquitination
Cellular component (GO): cytoplasm
Molecular function (GO): protein binding; zinc ion binding; ubiquitin-protein transferase activity
Source: RefSeq, a predicted model, not a curated record